Molecule: messenger RNA, 606 nt
Organism: Porites lobata
Lineage: Eukaryota; Metazoa; Cnidaria; Anthozoa; Scleractinia; Poritidae
Source: the annotation of a GenBank genome assembly
AUGGAUUUAACUGCGAAUCGUCGUUUCGUCGAAGUAGUUUCAUUUGACUCCUCAAUCGAGCACCCAAAAAUUGGUGAAAAAAUACACCUAAAAGAUGAAUUUAGGAAAAUAACACUCCCAAACGGUGUAGAAGUUAAGUUCGAGGAAAUUAUAGGCCUCGCUGGAGACUUGUAUGGAUUGCCUGAAAACCCAAUUAUUGAUCCCUUUAAAGGAGAAGAGGAAGACUUCUUACGAAAACAGCGCUUUCGAGGUGCCUACGACACACUGGCAAGGGCACCAAAGGAUGAAUUACAGAAGGAACUUGACAAGCUGUUGGCUCUCUUUAAGAAAGAAAGAGUCCUGGAUGCAGAAACAGCGGACGAAAUCACAGGUGGUGUCUGGUUCCUCGGCAUUCCAGUUAUACAGGGAAGGAAGUUAGAACUGGCUGAGAAUAAUUACGACCAUUUUCUUCCUUACGCAAAAGACGCGUACCUGACCGGUCAUCAGUUGGCAAUAGAGAAAGCACGAGAAGCCAGUCAACAUCCACGAGAUCCUGAAUUGAGGAAGAAACUCCUUCAUGAAGCAUUUUCAAUGGAAGCAUUUGCGAGUCAUUUUCUUACUGACUGA